AUGCGCGCGACAGGCGCUUAUCUAUCCAAGGGCUUCUGGGGACGCAGCAUUGAUGAAUUCAAACGGCUGGCCAACAUUAGUACGGGCAUCUCCUUGCUUCUCUGCGCCUUUAAACUCGAGGGUAUCAAAGGCCCCUCCGGGCCUCUCUCCCUCCACAGCUUCCACAGCCGCGACUCGAUAGAAUUGACCAAAACGCUAAGCGACAAAGACAUCGGCGGCUUCUCCAAUGUAGCGCUCGACUGGGUUGAGCGCCCAGCAUCUCCGGGCGACGACGAGUCCAUAGAAGGACCCGGGUACGCCCGUUUCCACGGCACGAUAUCGACGGAGCUGCCGCCGAACAAACCCAACGUCGAACGGUCGGGAUACGCCGCGUGGCGCACUCUCGACCCCAAGCCGACACUCUUCGGCAAGUCGCUGUUUAACAUCGACAUGUACACGUAUCUCGCGCUUCGGGUCCGCUCAGACGGCAGGAGCUAUCUAGUGAACGUGCAGACCGAGUCCGUGGUGCCGACGGAUCUGCACCAGCACCGGCUGUUCGCGAAGCGGCCCGGGGAAUGGGAAACGGUGCUCAUCAAGUGGAACGACUUUGUGCGCACGAACCAUGGCUUCGUAGUUGAGCCGCAAACCGAGAUCAUGCGCCAGAAGGUGCGCACGCUCGGCAUUGGCCUGACAGAUCGGGUACCUGGGCCUUUUAAUCUUUGCAUUGAGCGCAUAUGGGCGACCAACGAUAUGGGGGAGGGGGAGGAUAUUGUCACGGCCCCUGCUACUAAUGCCAAAGAGGGCCAGUUAAAAGAUAAGCAAGGUCGACAUAUUAAUUGGAGCGAUGAAUAA
Molecule: messenger RNA, 831 nt
Organism: Xylaria bambusicola
Lineage: Eukaryota; Fungi; Ascomycota; Sordariomycetes; Xylariales; Xylariaceae
Product: complex I intermediate-associated protein 30
Exons: 2
Coding region: 1-831 (276 amino acids)
Biological process (GO): mitochondrial respiratory chain complex I assembly; mitochondrial electron transport, NADH to ubiquinone
Cellular component (GO): mitochondrion
Source: RefSeq, a predicted model, not a curated record